AAUGAGACAAGAAUCGACCCACGGUCAGUACGUUGCGGAGCCGGAGCACGUGAGCGUGCACACGGUGAACACUGAGGGUUCGAGUUUCACGCCUCCAGGUGACGGAGGGCAACAGCAGAAUCAACCUGAGCCGGCGGGACAGCCACCAGCUUUACCACCGCCAGUCGUACCACCUCCAGUGAUGCCACCGUUGGCGAUACCGCCGGUGGCCUACGAGCAGAUGUUCCCGGCCAUGAUGGCCCAUUAUAUGCAGCACAUGGCGCAGCUUAUGCCCAUGUUCCAGCCACCGCCACCACCACAGCCGCAGCCGCGCAUCAUGGACCGGGUACUCAAGAAUUUGAGAGUCCCAGAUGCUGAUCGCUCGGAGUUAGCGUCACAGAUGUUCUGGAAGGGAGCAUAUGAUUGGUGGAAGCGCAUUGACCAGGAUCCACACACGCCCAAGCCUUGGACCUGGGAUCGCUUUGAUCGAGCCUUCACAAAGGAGUACGUCCCCACCGGGUACCGCGAGGAGAGGCGCGAUCAGUUCGUUGCGCUUAAGCAGGAGGGGAUGUCACUGCCUGAACUGAGACAGAAGUUCGACUACCUGUCCCAGUAUGCGACGAGUCUGGUCUCCACUCCGGAGGAUCGUUUGAAUGAGUUCGUCAAGAAGCUACGGCCGGACUUGAGGCCGUUCGCCGCGCUGAUCAUGACGAUAGAUUUUAAUGCGGCGUAUGAUUUGAUUGUGAAGACGGAAAAGAGCUUGGACGAUUUGCAGGCAACCAAGAAGGAGGAUCGAGCGACGAAAGACCCGCGACCCGCGGCCAGCACCGGGCCGAGCGGGAAGAGUUUUGGAUUCGGGGGAAAGAGGUACGAGAAGGGUUCUUCGAGUGCGCCGCCGCCUAAGAGGAGGAAGCAAUUCCCUGCAGAUUUGAUAGAGCUACCACACAAGGAGUUUGACAUUAUCCUUGGUAUGGAUUGGCUCACCGAGCAUAGAGCAGUGGUCGACUGCAGUUGUCGGACCGUACGGCUGAGAGCCGAGGACGGUAGCGACGUAUCACUCUCCGGGGAGGUGUUCCCCAAGACUCCCGAGUUCAUAUCGUCCUUGAGCGCGAGGCGCUUGAUUCGCAAGAAGUGCGAGAUGUUCCUGUGUCACGUUCAGGAUAUGCGAAAAGAAUCACCACGUCAGCCGAACAUUCGUACGGUUUGCGACUUCCCCGAUGUCUUUCCCGAAGACCUACCUGGUUUGCCUCCGCCGAGAGAGGUAGAGUUCUCGAUCAAUCUCAUUCCGGGAAAUAAUUUUGUGAUCGCGUCGGUUCAGACGGCUCGCGAAUCGGAGUUAUGGAGCUCAUGUUAUGACCAUUUAAUCAGAAUGAGUCAAGAAUCGACCCACGGUCAGUACGUUGCGGAGCCGGAGCACGUGAGCGUGCACACGGUGAACACCGAGGGUUCGAGUUUCACGCCUCCAGGUGACGGAGGGCAACAGCAGAAUCAACCUGAGCCGGCGGGACAGCCACCAGCUUUACCACCGCCAGUCGUACCACCUCCAGUGAUGCCACCGUUGGCGAUACCGCCGGUGGCCUACGAGCAGAUGUUCCCGGCCAUGAUGGCCCAUUAUAUGCAGCACAUGGCGCAGCUUAUGCCCAUGUUCCAGCCACCGCCACCACCACAGCCGCAGCCGCGCAUCGUUACCUUCAAGACGUUGUUUUUCUUUUUGCUGUCCGUAGGAAAUAUUUUUGUGAUCGCGUCAGUUCAGACGGCUCGCGAAUCGGAGUUAUGGAGCUCAUGUUAUGACCAUUUAAUCAGCGCCGUUCGACCUCCGCCUCCUCGCCGCACCACUGCUGCCUUUCCUUCACCGGAAGUCCGUCGCCCACUACCAGGGUCAGCGCCGCCGACGACGGUCUCCCAUCGCCGCUGUCCUUCGCCAGUAGCCGCCGCUCCUUGUCGGCGUCCAAUUGGAGCAGCCAGCCGCCGGCGUCGCCGCUCAUCGCCGGUCGCCCUUCCACAGCCAAUCACCGUCGCCGAGCCUCCAGCCGCUGUUUCACCUUCGCCGGAAAUCCGCCAUCAUCGCCGACGAAUUGCAGCGCCGCCACGCCGAGCGCUGGACGUCGCCUCCACUGCCGGCGUCCUUCCUCGCCGUCGAUUGCAGCGCCGCCAGUCGCUGCUCAUCGCCGUCGAGCUGCCGCUCCGCCACUGUCGCCGGCGUCCGUCACCAAUGAGACAAGAAUCGACCCACGGUCAGUACGUUGCGGAGCCGGAGCACGUGAGCGUGCACACGGUGAACACUGAGGGUUCGAGUUUCACGCCUCCAGGUGACGGAGGGCAACAGCAGAAUCAACCUGAGCCGGCGGGACAGCCACCAGCUUUACCACCGCCAGUCGUACCACCUCCAGUGAUGCCACCGUUGGCGAUACCGCCGGUGGCCUACGAGCAGAUGUUCCCGGCCAUGAUGGCCCAUUAUAUGCAGCACAUGGCGCAGCUUAUGCCCAUGUUCCAGCCACCGCCACCACCACAGCCGCAGCCGCGCAUCAUGGACCGGGUACUCAAGAAUUUGAGAGUCCCAGAUGCUGAUCGCUCGGAGUUAGCGUCACAGAUGUUCUGGAAGGGAGCAUAUGAUUGGUGGAAGCGCAUUGACCAGGAUCCACACACGCCCAAGCCUUGGACCUGGGAUCGCUUUGAUCGAGCCUUCACAAAGGAGUACGUCCCCACCGGGUACCGCGAGGAGAGGCGCGAUCAGUUCGUUGCGCUUAAGCAGGAGGGGAUGUCACUGCCUGAACUGAGACAGAAGUUCGACUACCUGUCCCAGUAUGCGACGAGUCUGGUCUCCACUCCGGAGGAUCGUUUGAAUGAGUUCGUCAAGAAGCUACGGCCGGACUUGAGGCCGUUCGCCGCGCUGAUCAUGACGAUAGAUUUUAAUGCGGCGUAUGAUUUGAUUGUGAAGACGGAAAAGAGCUUGGACGAUUUGCAGGCAACCAAGAAGGAGGAUCGAGCGACGAAAGACCCGCGACCCGCGGCCAGCACCGGGCCGAGCGGGAAGAGUUUUGGAUUCGGGGGAAAGAGGUACGAGAAGGGUUCUUCGAGUGCGCCGCCGCCUAAGAGGAAUCCGACUCAUGUGUUGCCGACCAAUGCUGUAACCCUCGACGAGAGUUUGUCUUACGAAGAAGAGCCCGUUAAGAUCUUGGCGCGCGUAAUCAUGCGGUGGAAGAAGCAACCUGGGAGACCGAAGAAUCUAUGCGAACUCAGUACCCUCAUCUCUUUGACGACCAAUGACUCAGGAAAUAUUUUUGUGAUCGCGUCGGUUCAGACGGCUCGCGAAUCGGAGUUAUGGAGCUCAUGUUAUGACCAUUUAAUCAGCGCCGUUCGACCUCCGCCUCCUCGCCGCACCACUGCUGCCUUUCCUUCGCCGGAAGUCCGUCGCCCACUAUCAGGGUCAGCGCCGCCGACGACGGUCUCCAAUCGCCGCUGUCCUUCGCCAGUAGCCGCCGCUCCUCGUCGCCGUCCAAUUGGAGCAGCCAGCCGCCGGCGUCGCCGCUCAUCGCCGGUCGCCCUUCCCCAGCCAAUCGCCGUCGCCGAGCCUCCAGCCGCUGUUUCACCUUCGCCGGAAAUCUGCCAUCAUCGCCGACGAAUUGCAGCGCCGCCACGCCGAGCGCUGGACGUCGCCUCCACUGCCGGCGUCCUUCCUCGCCGUCGAUUGCAGCACCGCCAGUCGCUGCUCAUCGACGUCGAGCUGCCGCUCCGCCACUGUCGCCGGCGUCCGUCACCGUCGCCGCAUCCGGCCGCUGCCCCGAGUUGAUAUCGCCGGCAGAUUAACCUCCACGCCGGAUUGAUCGGUCGAUUUCGCAUUUUGACUCAAUUUGACCCGUUCGUUUGAUUUCGUCGAUUUGUCUUCCGUUCGAGCUAUCGAUUCGAUUUCGGCGAAAUCCAGGUCCGUACUAUGAAGUUAAUAGCAUUUAGAAUAGAUUUAAUGGUUUGGA
Molecule: messenger RNA, 3950 nt
Organism: Cuscuta campestris
Lineage: Eukaryota; Viridiplantae; Streptophyta; Magnoliopsida; Solanales; Convolvulaceae
Source: the annotation of a GenBank genome assembly